AUGUUGGACUGCAUGCUGUCAGUGCUCAAGGAUUACAUUCAGGAGGAAGUAAAGGCCGCUGAUUUUAUCGCCAUUCAGGCAGACGAGAUGACUGACAUUUCCACACACUGUCUGCUGGUGCUUGUGCUACACUACAUCCAUGCCAACAAAAACAGUUCUGAAGUGGCAGACUCUGAGAGGGGUCAUGAGGACCCAGAAGUUUCAAGCUCAUCCACAAACCCACCAGAGGACCCAACUGACAUCACAAAGUUUGAAUUUGAAAUGAGUACACCUGCAGGGAAUGUUGAUGAGCUGGAGCUGAUACAGGUGAUGGAGGACCCUGAGGAUGUCAAACAAGGCAAUGUUAAAAUAGAGGAUGACCCUGAGUCACUUACACUACAGCUGCCUUCAUCAGAUCUAGCUGUAGCUCCUUCAUCCACCUCCAUGCAAGCGUUCCCACAAAUCACCUCACCUCCAUUACCGGAGAACGAAGGCGAUGCUUUGCUGGUUUUAGUGCCAUCUGUGGGGAGUGACACAGGGCUAAGCGGUCCUGUUGAGAGCCCUGAUAAAGUGCACCGCUGCAACAUUUGUGGCCGGGGAUUUCGACGUUUCUACUGCUUGAAAACACACCAGCGCAUUCAUACGGGAGAGCGCCCGUAUCCUUGUAGAUACUGCGAGAAAUGUUUCCGCCAUUUAGACAGCUUACACAAGCACCAGCGCAUUCACACAGGAGAGAGACCCUACCGCUGCGCACAGUGCGGAUGCAGCCUCAGAGAACUGGGUCAACUCAAAAAGCACAGACUCAAACACUCACCCACAUUUGUUCCAGUGGCUCAUACUGCCUUCCCUCUCCUCCCAGCCGGACCCUCUUAUGUAUGGCCACAUCUCAACUCCCAGUCUUUGGAUUCAGUCUAAAAUACAGAGGCCUGGUGAACAGAAGACAGUUGCAUUUAAUUAGUAGAUAGAUGUUUUUUAUUUUGUGGCAAAACACUCAUCUGAUUUAGUUUAUUCAUUCAAUAACAGUUUGGUCCAAUCAUUUGGACA
Messenger RNA from Xyrauchen texanus (razorback sucker), 1023 nucleotides. RefSeq names its product zinc finger protein 835-like. Lineage: Eukaryota; Metazoa; Chordata; Actinopteri; Cypriniformes; Catostomidae. The record is from RefSeq and is a predicted model, not a curated record. Gene Ontology annotation, cellular component: nucleus. Bases 1 to 894 code for a protein of 297 amino acids. The transcript has 2 exons.